Messenger RNA from Saccoglossus kowalevskii, 610 nucleotides. RefSeq lists its product as uncharacterized. Lineage: Eukaryota; Metazoa; Hemichordata; Enteropneusta; Harrimaniidae. Gene Ontology annotation, molecular function: nucleic acid binding; zinc ion binding. The record is from RefSeq and is a predicted model, not a curated record. Gene Ontology annotation, cellular component: nucleus.
CCGGAUGCCAGACAGCAUAGCAAACAUGUACUGAGUUGCAAACAUGUAAGCUUUGUACGUGUUGUGCAAGCUAUUGUUGACAUUGGCAAAGCUGUUAAGCAGAAGAAUGGACAGGAAGUGUUGUCUGUAAUACAGAAAUAUGAAAAUUUGCUGUUUGCAACAGAUCUUAAGCCAUUGGCAGAGAGAUGUGAAUUGUGUGAAAAGACUGCGUUUCAAGACCACAACCUUCAAUUCUACCAUAAUUACAAUAGAUACUACUUGGAAGCACUUGUAAUCAGUUUCCAACCACUGAAACUAGUUGACUUCAUGAACAGUGCUACAUCAGAAAAGGUUUCCGAGAAAGUAGAGACAAAAGAUGCUGCAGUUGCCACAAAGAAUGGUGAUGAGAAGGCACUGGAAGACAGCAAAGCAUCUGUGGACAAAUCAGAUACAGAUGAAAAAGAUGACAUCACAACUCAAGAAUCUGCUGAAUUAAUAGAGGAUAAUGUCAAGAAGGAAAGUGAUGCUGAAAACAAAGAUGAGGCCGUUUCUGCUGACAAGCGCCAAAAAUUCUUUUCAGAUGCAGAAUUCUCAGAAUUAAAAUCAAAAUUUGAUCGAGAAAAAGCUACAG